AUGCCUGUACAACAGUUCUAUCUCCUGGGCAACCCUGUCACGUCCGCAAAGGAGAUCGAGAUCGAUUCCAACACCGACCUCGAUGGACUCAAGCACUUGAUUGCCGCGCACUUUGCUAUCGUCGAGCCAAGUGGAAUUGCCUUCCAGUUCCAAGAGGCCGAACUCGCCGAAGUUUCCGACGUUGUUGCUGCUAAGGGAUUGGUGACGAUCACCAUCGAUGGCCACGCCGUCCGCGAUCCCCCGGGUCCCAAGGGCUUGCCUAUGUUGGGUAACUUCUUGGAGAUCUACCCCGAUCACCUUGGCAACCACCAGCGCCUUUUCGAGCGAUAUGGUCCCGUUAUUCAGACCAACAACAUGGGUCGCGUCACCUACCAGACUAACGACCCGAACAUCGCCGCUAUUGCCUUCGCCGAAUCCGACUUUUUCACCAAGGAGAUCAACAAGGCCCACCCUCUUUACGCCCUGAAGACCCCCGCUGCUGGUGUCUUCCUGGGUGACACCGAUACUCCUGAAUGGAGAGUCGCUCACAAGUUCCUGCCCCCCGCCCUGGGUCCUAAGGCUGUUCGCCACUACGCCCCUACUAUGCAGAAGACCGUCGAAGAUGCCUGCAAGGUCUUCGAUAAGCUGGAUGAGCAGGGUGAGGCCUGGAACGUCUACCAGUACAUGCUGAAGCUCGGUGCUCAGGCUGUCGGCAAGCUUACUCUGGGCUUGGACUUCCAGCACUUUACUUCGCCUGACGCGCCUGUUCACGAGAUGGUUCACCUGAUUGCUGAGCUUCUUUCCUUGAACAAGAAGGUCACCUCCAAGGGUGACUGGUAUAGCAGCCUGCCCUUUGGUGACCCUAAGCGUCUGAAGGACAUUAAGGCCCGUAUUGAGGGUAUGGUCGAGCAGUCUAUCCAGGCUGCUGCCAGUAAUGGUACCGAGGACCUCCCCCUGCAAGAUGCCGCAUUGAAGGCAUCCAACAUGGUUGACUAUGCUGUCCGCGCUACUGACAACAAGGGUGAGAAGCUGCCCAAGGAGAGUCUUGUCUGGGCCCUUGUCGUGGCCACUGGUGCUGGCUUCACAACUACAAGUUCGCUGCUUUCGUGGCUCAUCUACGGCCUGGUCACCUACCCUGGUAUGCAGGAGAGACUCCUCCAGGAGCUGAUUGACAACGAUUUCAACGACGAGACCGAGAUCACUGCCGAUUUCACAGAGCGUCUGGUCUUCCAAGAUAAGUAUAUCAAGGAGAUGCAGCGCCGACACAACCCCUCUUUCCAGCCUGGCCGUACUGCCAAGACCGACCUCAUCCUUCCUGGUGGUUACAGACUUCCCAAGGACGCCGUGAUUAUUCCUGCCAUCCACCACAUUCACAACAACCCCGACCUGUGGGACAACCCCGCCAAGUUCGACCCCGACCGCUGGGACACCCCUGAGGUCAAGAACCGUCACAAGGCGGCCUACGUACCAUUCGGUGCUGGUUCGCGUAUGUGCAUCGGUUUCAACUUUGCGCUCCAGGAGAUCAAGGUCUUCCUGCCGAAGUUGAUCUACAACUAUAAGUUUGUUCGUGAGGGUGACGCAACCAUCGAGUACGACCCCAUGUUCCAGCUUAUCCGCCCGAACAACCUGUAUGUUCGUGCUACUAAGCGCGUCAAGUGGCCCCCCAAGACGGAGGUUGCUGUUUAA
This is a messenger RNA of Penicillium canariense, 1665 nucleotides long. Its product is annotated as cytochrome P450. Bases 1 to 1665 code for a protein of 554 amino acids. The transcript is spliced from 3 exons. The record is from RefSeq and is a predicted model, not a curated record. Lineage: Eukaryota; Fungi; Ascomycota; Eurotiomycetes; Eurotiales; Aspergillaceae. Gene Ontology annotation, molecular function: monooxygenase activity; oxidoreductase activity, acting on paired donors, with incorporation or reduction of molecular oxygen; iron ion binding.